Messenger RNA from Colletotrichum aenigma, 366 nucleotides. RefSeq lists its product as uncharacterized. The record is from RefSeq and is a predicted model, not a curated record. Bases 1 to 366 code for a protein of 121 amino acids. The transcript is spliced from 2 exons. Lineage: Eukaryota; Fungi; Ascomycota; Sordariomycetes; Glomerellales; Glomerellaceae.
AUGAAGCCCGGACCAGACGCUGACGACGUAGGAGCUACGGAGUUGUGGUGCAAGGAGCUUUGCUCAACCUUCAGCAAAAAACAUGCAAUCAGAGUGAAGAGAUCAAGCUCUCUUUCCGAGCUUCCGAGCCCUCGUGCUCGUACGACUUGGACGAUGGUUUGCAGCGGCAGCGGCAGCGGACUGGACAUGAAUCCCAAGACUCAACAAGACCUGGCAGUGUACUUGCCAAAUCGGUUGAUCUCUAGGCAUGCAAGCGAUUGUGAAUGGGCAUCAUGGUUUGGACGUUUCGCUCUCGGAUUCCAUGACGACACGAGCACCUCGUGGCCAUCCUGCACGCUGGAGCAAGAAAGCGGCACGGUGCCUUGA